Messenger RNA from Leishmania braziliensis MHOM/BR/75/M2904, 2259 nucleotides. The record is from the annotation of a RefSeq genome assembly. NCBI's taxonomy places the organism in Eukaryota, Euglenozoa, Kinetoplastea, Trypanosomatida, Trypanosomatidae.
AUGGAGCUCCAGGUGCUGCGGUGGUUUCAUUGGUACUAUGACGCCAGCGAGACGGCCACCAUCGACGAAAAUGAUCAGACCUUUUUGCGGGCGUCACUUGCGACGCUGAUGCUGGGCUUUGGCGGUAUCACACUCAUCUGGUACACCAGUUUCGUCUAUGUGGAUCACCAGGACAAGGAUGUGAGCCUGAAGCGGCAUAACAAGAGGUGGGUUGACCGUGCGGUAAAUCGGCUCAACUUUCGUGUGGACCGGCGGUGCGCCAAUUUCCAGUGUCGCUUGUGGAAGCUCUACUUCUCCCUGCAGUUGGUGCCGGCCUAUGUCCCACUGCCGCUGCUCCUCCUCCCAGAGGAGACAGGCGAUGGUGUAAAAGGCACUUCCGCGAAGAGCGACCACUCUCCAAUGCCUGCGUUGGCGGUGGCGUUAGCCGCCCGUCACAACGCGUUCUUUCCCUUCACCGCGACUACUGUGACAAACGACUUACCGCCCACGACAGACACACAGUUGACGGUGGUGUCUGCGUUGGAGACCCCCCGAAUCGGCAAUCAACCUUCAGACGCAGGGGCAGGUGAGAACCGUCGGCGCAGCGAUGAGUAACGCAUCGCCAGCAAAGCCGUACAAGAGCAAUGACAACAGUGGCGAUGAUGACUGGGACAGGGGGGACGUAGGCUUCUGCGGGCGUGCCACAAUGGUACCCUCACUACACCGACGAGACCGCCGUCGCCACACCCGCCAGCGAUGCGACGUACUUGCUACUUCUUUGCUGCCUACCCGCACGGCAUUCUUUCCUGGUGUGGCUGGGUGAACAUGAUCAGCAACGCCACCCGUCGUGACACGAAGCUUUUUCUGGGCAACCGCAACGUGGUGCAGCAAUCGCUAUCGACUCAGUCGCUGCCGCACACAGGCAGCAUCUUCACAACGAGUAACACCCGUGUCAUACCCCUAACAUCGGGCCCAAUCAUGGGCCUUCCUGUGUCACCACCCACCGUUGCUGUGAGGAGCUCCACUGGUGCUGACUGGGCAGCUGGUGGUGCAACGUAUGCGAAGUGGCGCUACUAUUUCUACGACCCCCUCAUGAAGAAAUUCGUGAUGCGCCUCGACAAGGACGAGGCAGUUCCGGCGAAGCCCGCAGGGGCUGAGGUCUACCGCCGGUGCCUUUGCAUCGCGUGGGCAUGGUGUGAUGCCGCUUCUCCAAAGAGCAAAGCAAGGCCGGGUCGUCCGCAAUCCAGCGGUUCACCAGAUGCUGGGGCUGAUGCAGCCACUAGAACCACCAGUUCACUGCGCCGCCCACUGAAGAUUCGCAUAAGCGCUGUGGUUGACACUUUCCUCUUCUACGUCUCCAUCGUGCGCGAGAUCCACAUUGCUUUCCGGUUAUAUGAACGCCUCGUACGAAACCCGCAAGCGUGUGCUGCUGUACAACAACAACACCCAAUGAGAGGGUGGGCGGCCCCCUCGUCUCACCCGCGCACUCUACGAAGGCCCAGCUCACCACAGAUGCAGAGGAUAAAGACAAGGGUGCUGACGAGUAUCAUGAGAGUACCUUGUCGGAUGACCUAAACCAUCUGCUGCUGUUCUCGGAUGGAGCUUCUGAGGCUCUUCUAUCCUCGGCCCACAGUCCUGCUCGCCUACUGCUGCCACGCCGAAAAGGCUUCCUGCGCUUGGCGAUCCACACACAGAGCAAGCUGGUGUCUGUGCACACCUUCGGAGAGACAGACUACUUUGAGCACCACAGCUCCCCCACCAUGCGGCACGCAACCACCGUUGACGACGACGACUCGACGUACAUGUCGCGGCGAAAGUCGGUGCCGGAUACUUCCCUGCGCCCUGACGCCACGGGUGGCGACAGGGUAACACUUACGACAGCGGUGAAUGCAUUUGCCGCUGUUGCAAGAGGAGCAGCAGCAGAUGGAGCAUGACCGGCCCGAGAAUACCUUGGCCAAAGGGCUACACGGUGGCGUUACCUCGUCUUUGGGCCCAUUUGGCCGCAGCGGUGACAGUACCUCAUCCACCACUAUCAUGCUACCCAGCACGAUGCACCAUGGGUGCCAACCAUUGCAUAGCGGCUCCCCAUUCGCACCGUCAAUGCUGUUGUCUAUCGUCCCAACACUGCCGCACCCGGCCGCAGCACACCACAAGUCGCACUACCACGAAUCACAGAGCGGCGGGGAGAAGAGACAGCUGAGGGAAAGGGGCGAGGUGCGGGACCCGUAUGGGCGGACGCCAACGACGCUGUACAUGCAGCUGUUUUCCUUGAAAAAAUAA